CUUGGUCACCUAUAUAACAAGGUUCCAAUGGGAUAUGGCCAAAUACCCAAUCAAGCAAUCCUUGAAGAAUAUUUCAGAAAUUAUUGCAAAGGGAGUAAACCAGAUUGACAAUGAUCUAAAAGCAAGAGCCUCAGCAUACAAUAAUCUGAAAGGGAAUCUUCAGAAUUUGGAAAGAAAGAAUGCGGGAAGCUUGCUAACCAGAAGUCUUGCUGAUAUUGUAAAGAAAGAGGACUUUGUACUUGAUUCAGAAUAUUUGGUCACGUUAUUAGUGAUUGUGCCGAAGUUAAAUUACAAUGACUGGGUUAAGCAGUAUGAAACACUAGCAGAGAUGGUUGUACCACGUUCCAGCAAUGUACUCUUUGAGGACCAAGACAGCUACCUUUGUAAUGUCACCUUGUUCAGGAAGGCAGUGGAUGACUUCAAGCACAAAGCCAGAGAAUAUAAAUUUAUGGUCCGUGACUUCCAGUACAAUGAAGAAGAGAUGAAAGCCGAUAAAGAAGAGAUGAAUAGACUGUCAACUGACAAGAAGAAACAGUUUGGGCCUCUGGUUCGGUGGCUGAAAGUUAAUUUCAGUGAAGCUUUUAUUGCAUGGAUUCAUGUCAAAGCAUUACGAGUUUUUGUUGAAUCUGUUUUAAGGUAUGGUUUGCCAGUUAACUUCCAGGCUAUGCUUCUUCAGCCUAAUAAGAAAACAAUGAAGAAACUGAGGGAAGUUCUGUAUGACUUAUACAAACAUCUUGACAGCAGUGCAGCAGCUAUCAUUGAUGCAACUAUGGAUAUUCCAGGUUUAAACCUCAGCCAACAGGAGUACUACCCAUAUGUGUACUACAAGAUCGAUUGUAAUUUGCUGGAAUUCAAGUAAAAGUUCCCUAACAUGACAAUCUUCUCAGUGUUGGUGUAAACAAACAGAAGUGAGGUUGAAGUAUAAUAAUACUUUUAACAUUCUACUAAUCAUAUGCUUGCUUCUUAUGUUAGGUGAAUUGAACACACCGUGGUCCAUCUCUAGACAUUUUAUUUUUAAAGAACAGUGUAGGCAACCAGCUUUUAAUCGACUAUGUCUGUAAAUGUAUAUUGAGAGAAUUGAAGUAUUUAUAAACAGAGUGAUUUAUUUAAGGAAAAGCUUAUCCCUCUUUCAUAUGGUGGUCUGUGUUAAUUCCAUUUACUGUUGUUUAUAAAAAAACUUGUUUACAGAAGACUAGUGUAAAUGUUCAUGGCCAUUUUGUUCACUUGAUUUAGUAGAUAAAACUGUGUUAACAUUGUUGAACUGUGAUGUAAAGUAUGUAAAAUUGGUAUGAAAUCGUGCUUUAUGAAUGGUUUAAAAUUACAAUUGAUGCACUGUAAACACAGGGAAAAUAAACAUACCUGUGCAAAUGUG
Messenger RNA from Oenanthe melanoleuca, 1372 nucleotides. It is a transcript of the gene ATP6V1C1, whose product is annotated as ATPase H+ transporting V1 subunit C1. Gene Ontology annotation, molecular function: proton-transporting ATPase activity, rotational mechanism. Bases 35 to 859 code for a protein of 274 amino acids. The record is from RefSeq and is a predicted model, not a curated record. Gene Ontology annotation, biological process: proton transmembrane transport. Gene Ontology annotation, cellular component: vacuolar proton-transporting V-type ATPase, V1 domain; lysosomal membrane. The transcript is spliced from 9 exons. Lineage: Eukaryota; Metazoa; Chordata; Aves; Passeriformes; Muscicapidae.